Protopterus annectens (West African lungfish) is the source of this 957-nucleotide messenger RNA. Its product is annotated as general transcription factor II-I repeat domain-containing protein 2A-like. The transcript has 3 exons. Lineage: Eukaryota; Metazoa; Chordata; Ceratodontiformes; Protopteridae. Bases 1 to 957 code for a protein of 318 amino acids. The record is from RefSeq and is a predicted model, not a curated record.
AUGGAUAAGGUGCAUGGUUUUGUAGCAGCAGAUAAUGCAGUAACUAAAACAUACACAAUGGUGACAGCAGGCAAGAAAGGAGAGCAGCAGCACAUGUUUAGGACUGAUGAACUGUGUGGAAUUGUCGAUAAUACUGUGAAAGUUAGAGAGGAAAGAAACUUAUGGAAUGGAAUGUGGAUGUUGAGAAUUGUUUUGAAGUAUGAAAACAACAUGGUGAGACAUUUGAACUUUGCAAGACGUGUACAACACUUGGAUCAAUAUGUUUCAAAAAAGUUGUGUCUGGAUGAAAGCACUGACCAAGCAGACUUAAGUCAACUUUCAAUUUUUGUUCGAACUAUUCAAGAGGACUUUACUAUUAAUGAAGAAUUCCUCAGUCUUACACCUUUGCAUGGGACUAGUAAAGAUACUGAUAUUUUUGAAGCAGUUCAAAAGUCUAUUAUAAAUUAUGGAGGAUUUGAUAAAUGUUCCUGCAUCAUAACAUAUGGGGUCAAAGCUAUGACAGGGACUGGAAGCAGCUUUUGUGGAUUAUUGAAACAAAAUCAUAUUAACUGUUCUACAAUUCAAUGCAUAAGUCACAAAGAAGUACUCUGUGUAAAAUUUUCUGCAUCAAGUCAAUGCCAUGAAAGUAGCAUAAAAAUGACUAAUGUACAAGGAGGUAACAGAUCUCUGAGUCAUCAAAGGUUUCAUGAUUUAUUCAGCAAAGUGGAUGCUGCAUAUGGCAAUUCACUCCUUCGUUCUGAGAUUCAUUGUUUGAGUGCUAGAAAAUGUCUGGAAAGCUUUUUUGCCAUUUGGAAAGAAAUACCCAUAUUUCUUAAAAAUGAUGUGAAGUCUGAGACAACAAAACUUGAAAAUCAAAUGCAAGAUCCCAUAUUUUUAGCAGCUCUUGCAUUUAUAACAGAUAUGACCAACCAUAUGAAUGAGUUGAACUUAAAACUGCCAAAUUAUGUGGUUAUUUGA